AUGUUUCGCCUUGUUUGUCGUGGUCAAGCUUCGUCGCUCUUUUCUACCUUCCUGGCUAUUGCCGGAACGGCGGCUGCUACUAGAUCGUUGUACAAUAAAAAAGCAGUGUGCGCCGAAUCGAGUAACUCCCACCGCCGACCACAUGGAAAACCUAUGAUGUUUAUACGCGAUCGAGAAGAGUUUGCCCUUAAAUGGAAAAAGUUUACUACUGAUCAAAUGAACAAACUCGUAGUUAUUGCUGACUUCGACUACACACUCACUUCAGCCUAUAAAUCCACAGACGAACAGGCUGUAAGUUCUCACAGUCUUCUCAUGGAAAGCGAUGCGCUAGGUCCAAACGCUGAGAUUGUCGCACGAGAGAUUUUUGAGAAAUACUUCCCAAUUGAGCAGUCACCAACGCUCACAAAGGAGGAAAAACUUCCUUUUAUGAUUGAAUGGUGGACCAAAACACACGAGCUUAUGAUAAAGCACGGCGUAUCGAAAAAUGCGAUCAAGAAGGCGGUGGAAUCGAGUGAUAUCAAGUUACGAGAAGGAUUCAUGGAACUUUUUGAGCUGCUAGCAAGAAAUAAUGUACCAACACUUAUCUUCUCGGCGGGACUAUACGACGUGAUUCACGCUGUACUGGACAAAGAGUAUGCAAACACUUCAGCCAAGACCCUACCAAGAAAUGUGCAUGUAAUUUCUAACGUGAUGUCCUUUGAUGAACAUGACAAAGUGAUCGGAUUUGAUGGAACGCUGAUCCACAGUUUAAACAAGAGCGCAAGUGCGAUAUUAGAGACAGACUUUUGGAAACAAUGCCAACUGGAAAAGCGACGCAACAUUAUCUUGUUAGGAGAUUCGCUUGGAGACUCAAAUAUGGCCGACGGACUGAAUUUUCAACAAGAUGAAAUCGUGCGCAUCGGGUUUCUUAAUGACGGAUCGGACGAAAAACUAGACUUGUACUUGCAAAAGUUCGACGUUGUACUUACAAACGACUCGAGCUUGUUGCCAGUCGAGCUGCUAAUGCACCAAUUAUUGCAGAAGUAG
Plasmopara halstedii is the source of this 1026-nucleotide messenger RNA. RefSeq names its product had family ie. The coding region runs from base 1 to 1026 and encodes 341 amino acids. The record is from RefSeq and is a predicted model, not a curated record. Gene Ontology annotation, molecular function: 5'-nucleotidase activity; magnesium ion binding. NCBI's taxonomy places the organism in Eukaryota, Oomycota, Peronosporomycetes, Peronosporales, Peronosporaceae. Gene Ontology annotation, cellular component: cytoplasm. The transcript is spliced from 4 exons.